CUUUAUUUACAAAAAAUAAAAAUUGAAAUUUUCACGAUUAAUAUAAAAUUUUCCAAUAAAAAAUGGUUUUAGCAGAUUUAGGUCGUAAAAUAACAACGGCACUGCACUCAUUGAGUAAAGCCACAAUCAUCAAUGAAGAGGUUUUAAAUGCUAUGCUAAAAGAGAUUUGCACAGCACUAUUGGAAGCUGAUUGUAACAUAAGAUUAGUCAAACAAUUACGUGAGAAUGUCAAGGCAGUUAUUGAUUUCGAGGAGAUGGCUGGUGGAUUAAAUAAAAGACGAAUGAUCCAGUCAGCUGUUUUCAAAGAGCUUGUCAAGCUCGUCGAUUCCGGAGUAAAGCCAUACCAGCCAGUGAAAGGUCGACCGAAUAUUAUAAUGUUUGUAGGACUUCAAGGAUCUGGAAAGACCACAACAUGUACAAAGCUUGCUUACUAUUAUCAAAAGAAAAAUUGGAAAUCAUGUCUAGUUUGUGCUGAUACAUUUCGUGCUGGAGCAUACGAUCAAAUUAAACAAAAUGCCACAAAGGCACGCAUUCCAUUCUACGGAAGUUAUACAGAAGUUGAUCCUGUCGUGAUUGCACAGGAAGGUGUUGAAAUGUUUAAAAAGGAAGGCUUUGAAUUCAUCAUUGUCGAUACUAGUGGACGUCACAAGCAAGAAGAAUCACUUUUCGAGGAGAUGUUGGCUGUCGCUAAUGCUGUAAAUCCAGACAAUAUAAUAUUCGUUAUGGAUGCGACAAUUGGUCAAGCUUGCGAGGCACAAUCUAGAGCAUUUAAGGAGAAAGUCAAUGUUGGUUCUGUAAUUAUUACAAAAUUAGACGGUCAUGCUAAGGGUGGUGGUGCUUUAUCAGCUGUAGCAGCUACAAAAAGUCCAAUUAUAUUUAUCGGAACUGGCGAACACAUCGAUGAUUUAGAACCGUUUAAGACAAAACCAUUUAUCAGUAAAUUACUUGGUAUGGGAGACAUUGAGGGACUUAUUGAUAAAGUUAAUGAACUUAAACUUGAUGAUAAUGAGGAACUGCUUGAGAAAAUUAAGCAUGGACAAUUCACAAUUCGUGAUAUGUACGAACAAUUUCAGAAUAUCAUGAAAAUGGGUCCUUUUUCACAAAUUAUGAGCAUGAUUCCUGGAUUUUCACAAGAUUUCAUGUCAAAAGGAAGUGAACAAGAGUCCAUGGCGAGAAUAAAGAAACUUAUGACAAUGAUGGAUAGUAUGUGUGAUGGUGAAUUGGAUCAUAGAGAAGGUGCAAAAUUAUUCAGUAAGGAAAAGACUCGAGUAUCUCGUGUGGCUAGAGGAUCUGGCGUAACAGAACGUGAAGUACAGGAUCUUAUUUCACAAUAUACUAAAUUUGCCGCGGUCGUAAAAAAAAUGGGAGGCAUUAAAGGAUUAUUCAAGAGCGGCGAUGUCACCAAGAAUGUAAAUCCCACACAAAUGGCAAAAUUAAAUCAACAGAUGGCAAAAAUGAUUGAUCCAAGGAUGCUUCAACAGAUGGGUGGAAUGUCAGGACUUCAAAAUAUGAUGCGACAGUUACAGCAAGGCGGUAUGAGCGGUUUACAAAAUAUGAUGGGGGGCUUUGGUGGAAAAUCAUAAUGCAAUUAAUUCCAACCAUCAAUUUGAUUCCGGAUAAAAUAAUCGAGAUAAUUUUUUUACAUGCAAAUUUAUUUCUGUUUCCUACAUAUUAUGUUGUCCUAGUUGUAUAAAAAAAUUAUUAAAAACAUUUUUCAUGCAUAAAAUAAACAACACGCAUUUUUGAAUCGUCUGGGAAUGAGUUGCGUCCUAUUUUAUUUAUGGAACAUAAUUACACAACAUCGAAUGAUUGAUUAAUUAUAAUGACUAGAUAUGGUCUUACGGUAGAGCACGAUUAAUGAUAGGAAACAAGGCAUGGCGAAAAUCAUUUUGAA
This is a messenger RNA of Chironomus riparius, 1894 nucleotides long. The record is from the annotation of a GenBank genome assembly. Lineage: Eukaryota; Metazoa; Arthropoda; Insecta; Diptera; Chironomidae.